Molecule: messenger RNA, 2624 nt
Organism: Gymnodraco acuticeps
Lineage: Eukaryota; Metazoa; Chordata; Actinopteri; Perciformes; Bathydraconidae
Gene: smim14
Product: small integral membrane protein 14
Exons: 5
Coding region: 158-475 (105 amino acids)
Cellular component (GO): endoplasmic reticulum
Source: RefSeq, a predicted model, not a curated record
UCCUGGCUCACGUGCACCAAACAAAUCACAGACGGUAGAUUGACAUUUCUGCAGUCUGAUGGUUUCUGUGCAGAACAACAGAGCAGACAGGCCCUUAAAGACACCUAACGUCCUAUCAACAUCAAUAAGGCGCAAGGUGGACAACAUCUGGUGAGAAAUGGCAGAGGGAGGCUUUGACCCUUGUGAGUGCAUCUGCACCCACGAGCACGCUAUGAGGCGACUCAUCAACCUGCUCAGGCAAUCUCAGUCCUACUGCACAGACACAGGCUGCCCUCAGGAACUGCCAGCUCCCGGUGGGUCGGUGGGCGGAGGAGGGGAGCUGACCCUCCCCCUGAUUCUGAUGGGAUGGGCGGUGGUUGCUCUGCUCCUUUUCCUGUUGCGGCCUUCCAGUCUUAGGCGUUCUCGUCCCACAGGCAAAGCCUCCGGACCCCACAAUAGCGAUAGAAGAGAGCCGCCAGCACCACCUGUUGACUAACAGUGGAGAAUACAGCCCCCCCCCAGCAGCUCUGACGGAGCUGCACAGCUAGCAAGGGACCGUGACCAGGACAGUGCCCCCUCCCCUCUUAUUUAAAUAUCUUUUGCUUUUCUACCAUUUUAAAGCAGUUACAUUUUGGGGUGGAUCUGUCUAUGAUUCAUGUAACUAGAGCCCAACUGAUAGACAAUUGAUGACUCCAAUACAGUUAUGAUAUUUCUAAAUGAUCUAAGAUCUAAAAAUGUAUACCAAGUGACAAGGUGUAGAUAAAGGCAGGUAUUACAAUUUUGACCUAUAAUAUUGACCGACAAUAUCAGAAUGUUGAUAUAACCAUUGGGCUCUAUGUGUUAUUUACCUCAAGUCUUUAAUCAGAAGUUGAGGCUUUGUUCUAGGUUCCUGAUCUCAGCUCUGAUGCUGACUGAUCUGCAGUCGCAUGAACUCUAAAUGAAGGAACAUGUGUUGGUGGAUAUGAGAGGGGAGGUUACGUUUUGGUUGAAAUGCUUGCUGAGUAAUAGAAGGUUGCGGGUUUUCUGAAACAUUCCUCUCUUUCCCCUUUCAAGUUACUAGUCCAAACGGUGCUAGUUAUGAUGUCAUGUUGACUAAUGUUAUUAAAGCAUAUUCAAAACGGCAAUAUUAUUCAAUGGAAUAAGUUCAUAUGGAUGCAUUGAAUUCAGAAUUAGGUUUACAGUUAUAUGGCAUAUUGAUUUAAAUGCAACAAAAUCAUCUUCUAUGUUUACAUCCAAGCCUUAGUUAUAUAAUGUAUUACAGAAAAUAGUCUGGUCUGUUACAUUAACUUAAUUUCCAUAAAAAUGUAUGACCAUUGAUUACUGUCCCUAAACAAGUGUAUAAGACAGCAGUGCUGGAUCUUAAAGAGUCUGAUUAAGAAGAUAAAACUCAAGUCAAACUUAUGACACGUAGUUGAAAUGAACUGAAUUGUAGGCGUACAGUUGGGGUGUAUUGAAUGGAAUCAUUGUAAAACUAUUUACUCAGCACAAACAUUUUAAUCCCUGUACUGUAAUUAUUCUGUGGCUGAAAGAUACAAAAACGGAAUUGUGUACUUGAAUAAUGGUAGCAGAAAAUUAUAUUUUAUUAGCACUUUUGUUGUGGUAUGUUUCCUUAUGAAGGUGUGUACUGAUUCAGGUUUUGUUUUCUCACCGGGAAAUGUAAUGGGAACAAUUUUAAGUUUAUUCUACAACUUCUGUAUGACGAUGAUUUCAAACCAAGUUAAAAAGAAGGAAGCAAGGGCCAAUUUGAAUAUUAAGAGUGGAUUCCAAUUUAGAAAAAAAAACUGCUCUUGUGAAAGAACAGCAAUAUUUGAUUUUUAAUUUUAAAUGUUAGUUCAGAGGGAUUUUCUGUCAUAAUAUAUGAUAAUAUAACAAUGUUUUUUUUCUUACAGGAUUUGUUAAUUUUUCUUGAACCAGAGCUCUACUAUAAUAGUCAUGUUAUACAUUCUGUCAGCUAGAUUAAAGGUGAAUAUGUAUCUAAAUCAGAACAAUAUGGUGGUGGAUGUUUUCUUAACAUGUAUGUAAAGGUGGGUGAAAAUGUAUAACCUAAUACAACUGCACGACAAACUGCAGCCUCAAAUAAUUUCCCUUCUUUGAUUGAUAAAAAAUAUGAACAUUACAAUUGGUGGAUUUUGUAUGUAAUAUAUCUUCUAUUAGCUAUUGGAUUGUAAAAUAUAUGCUUAAGGGUUUCCUGUUUUGCUGGUCACUGACUAUCUGUGUCAUGCCACUGUCAUGGCAACAUGGCUAUUAAAGUGUAAAUGGGCAGUGGAUUAUUAUCUUGGGUCCCAGUGAUAUCAGAAAAUGACAUCGAGUUACUCUUAAAAUUAAAAUGUAUUUCUUGUUACAUUGUGUAUACAUUUUAAGAACAUGGAUAUGAUCUGUAAAAACAUUUUUAGGUGGCUAGAUACUCCUAAUUCCCAUCAGCCAAUAAUGCCCUCUUAAGACACUGGUGAUUGAAAGUAGAGGUGAAGAUAGAAACCUCAAGCAGUUGUAUAUAAUUAAGGGAGAAGCCAUGCUAGAUAGUUGAGAUUACCUAGUGAACUAUCUACCACAGGAGACCUUGAGUUACACUGUUUUUGUCUGAGAGAAAAAAGGGCUUCAACUAUGCACUUUUCCCAUAACAAAAUAAAAAAAAUUAUUCAGUCUUA